AUGACUCGGGACCCCCUCUUUCAAUCGCCAAAGUUGACUCGGCCGCCGCCCCGAGAGAAGCGGCGAGUCGGAGAAGUGGCCGGCGGCGCGGCAGCCGAGUGCGCGGCGGUGUGUUGCUGCUGCCCGUGCAGUGUAAUGAAUUUGCUUAUAUUGGCGGUGUACAAGGUCCCGAAGGGGCUGUGCAUGAAGGCCUGGGCCCACAGGAAAAGGAAGCGACGGUGCGCGGUUCAGAAGAAGGGACGGCUCGGCGGCGGUGGCGACGACGACGACGACGACGGGAAGAGAGCGAGCGGCUGUACAGAAGGUGACGGAGAGAAGAAGAGCAACGCCGAAACGGAGGGCGCUGAUUUGUUGGAGAAGGAGAUGUGGGACCGAUUUCACGGUGCCGGAUUUUGGAGGAGUGCUUCCCGGAGAGAAUCGUGA
Molecule: messenger RNA, 423 nt
Organism: Pyrus x bretschneideri (Chinese white pear)
Lineage: Eukaryota; Viridiplantae; Streptophyta; Magnoliopsida; Rosales; Rosaceae
Exons: 1
Coding region: 1-423 (140 amino acids)
Source: RefSeq, a predicted model, not a curated record